CCAGUGGCAACACCAUGUUAGUAAUGCAGAGAUUCGGCAUCGAGUGUUCGGUCACAGAGACGAUAAUGCAAUUGGUGUCACCAUCUUGAAACACCGACUUCGGUGGUUUGGACAUGUUCUACGAAUGUCGUCCCAGAGAAUUCCUCGUCGUGCAUUAGUUGCCGACUCUGGGACUGGUUGGAAAAAGCGGAGAGGUGGUCAGUAUAUGACAUGGUGUCGUGGUAUGAAAGGAAGCUGCAAAGGGCUAGCUUCUGUUGGUCCUUCACGACUCCCUGGCUGGGGUCCGAGAGGUGGUGUAACACAGUGGCUAGAAACGUUAUCAGAUGUGGCUCAGAAUAGAAGCCAGUGGCGAUCCUGCCGUAACCUUCUUUUACUUUCUUCGCAAAAAGCGGUUGCCCCUUCCUUAACUGAAAGAUUUCUUCUGAUUGUACCUUUUCGUUUCCCCCAUUAUUACUACUAUUACAUUACCUUACACUGAUCCGGUCGUUAUUGUUCUCUUUUUUUUAUACUUCCCUACGUUCCUUACUUUUUUUCACUUCUCUUUAAAUUCUGAUUUUGUGUGGCGCAUAUAUAUUUGGUGGCCUCUUGUGCCAAUAUUUAUGUGUUCAAAUAAAUAAAUAAAUAAAUAAUAAACUACGGAUCAUUAUGAAACAAUCAAUUGGAUGGAAUUUAUCACUCUUUAUCAACUUC
This is a messenger RNA of Schistosoma spindalis, 690 nucleotides long. The record is from the annotation of a GenBank genome assembly. Lineage: Eukaryota; Metazoa; Platyhelminthes; Trematoda; Strigeidida; Schistosomatidae.